This is a messenger RNA of Rotaria sp. Silwood2, 1143 nucleotides long. The record is from the annotation of a GenBank genome assembly. Lineage: Eukaryota; Metazoa; Rotifera; Eurotatoria; Philodinida; Philodinidae.
AUGGCUCUUACAUCAGCCGUAAUGAAAAUAAAUAUGGCAGGAUUGAAACAUAAUCUUCGUCACUUCCUCGAGCACUUGAAACCGAAUACAAAGCUCAUGAUAAUGGUCAAAGCUUUUGCAUAUGGUACUGGUAUCGUACCGAUUGCUCAAUGGGCAAAGGAUACAGGCUUUGUCGACUAUUUGGGUGUGGCUUAUGCCAGUGAAGGUGUAGAACUACGUCGCGCUGCUCAUAUAUCUUUACCUAUCAUGGUCAUGGUUGUUAAUGAGUCUGAAUUUGGCAUAUGUCGUCAGUUUAAUCUUGAACCUGUUAUAUACUCAAUGUAUAUAUUUGAUAAGUUUCUUGAAUUUCUCAAGCAAAUAGAAGAUCAAGAAGGUAUAAUUCAAUUUCCAGAUGUUCAUAUAAAAUUAGAUACGGGUUUACAUCGUCUUGGCAUCAGUCUCAAUCAACUUCCCAGCAUGAUUAAUAAGCUUAUUGCUAAUUCUCAUCGUAUUCAUGUCAAAUCGCUUUAUAGUCAUUUCAUUGGAAGUUACUGUCCUGAGUUGGAUGUUAUUACACAGAACCAAGCUGAUUUAUUUAUUUCGAAUGCACAGGCCAUCGAAAAAGCACUAGGCUAUAGUGUAAUCAAACAUUUAUGUAAUUCAUGUGGAAUAAUUCGUCACCCGAACCUUCAUUUGGACAUGGUUCGACUGGGGGCCGGUCUAUACGGUAUUUGGCCUACAGAGCCAAAAAUUAAAUUUCAAAAGGUUGUCGCUUCGCUCUUUGUUCCCAUCGUUCGCCUUGAAUCAGUCUGUGAAAACGAGACUGUUGGUUAUAUUCAGCAGCGAUUAAACCGUUCGUCCCUAAUCGGCGUUAUAAGUAUUGGGUAUGCAGAUGGCCUUCGACGUCGUCUGAACCAUGGCGAAGGCCGAGCAUGGAUAUGUGGCCAUCGGGUACCUAUACUUAGCAUUUCUAUGGAUAUGACAAUGAUCGAUUUAACUGACGUUGAUGGACAAGUUAAAGUCAAUGAUCAAGUCGAGAUUUUUGGUGAGCAUAUACCUAUUGAAGAAAUGGCUCAAUGGUGCGGAAUAGUGUCCCAUGAACUUCUUGUCGGAUUAGGUCAACGAAUCCGGCGGAUUUAUGUGACAGAAAAUGAUGAAAACUAA